Molecule: messenger RNA, 2974 nt
Organism: Pungitius pungitius (ninespine stickleback)
Lineage: Eukaryota; Metazoa; Chordata; Actinopteri; Perciformes; Gasterosteidae
Product: transcriptional activator Myb-like
Exons: 12
Coding region: 768-2321 (517 amino acids)
Source: RefSeq, a predicted model, not a curated record
ACAAGUAUUUAGAAAUCCCAGAUGUAGUGACGUCACGACGUGGUCCGUCCAAUCAGAGGGGCCGGUGAAUAAUGUGCACGAGCCCCAAAGUCGAAUCCAAACGUCUCUCCUCCGCCAACCGCCCCGGUAAGUUAACGAUCUCCGCCGUUUUACACCGUGAACCGGCGGGUAGCCAGCCGUUGAUCUAUUGGACCCCUCAGAGACGUGUACCGAGACAAAUGUCCCUCGGAUCUUCUUAUCGUCCCGCUUUAACUUCUCUAACCGUCUCGCGACACCGGCUAGCAGCGACUAGCUAACGCUAGCUAGCUCAACCGCCACUUUGCGUUUUAGCAUGUUAGCUCGUUUCGAACGUUGGAUCCGAUUUGAAUGCAGAGAUGAUAACUGCGUGCGAGGCUAAUGCAGUGUGACGUCACAGCUGUUAAAACCACAGACAGUCCUUGAUGCUGUCACACUGCAGCACGUGAGGCUGCUUCUACCUAGUGGUACUUAUUGGAAAUACUUUCACAGAAGUUAUUUGAUAUUUAUGAACCAUGAGUUUCUUCUAGCAGCAGCUCAGUGUGUCGGUGUUCACGUGAGCAGCAGAAAUGAGCAGCAGAAGCCGCAGGUCCUGGUGAGCUCAUGUGUCACACACACACACACACACACACACACACACACACACACCUGCCCUUACAACCACACACCUGGCGCACAGCUCCAGAGGUGCCUAGUCUAGUCGUGGAUGGGGUUAGACUGGUUUGGAUCAUGUUGGACCCCCCUCAUGAUGAAUGGAUGAAUCCAUCGUCCCCUGUCUCAGUACCAAAGGUCGCUCCAGCUGUUUGGGACAUAAGGGACGAUUCUCCAUCAAGCCUGGAUGGACUAAUGACGAGGACGACAAGUUGCACAGACUGGUGAAGGAGUUUGGUCCAAACAGCUGGUCCUCAGUUUCUCUGCAUAUUAAAGGUCAGAGGUCAGAUGUGGAGUGUCAGCGGAGGUGGCAGCACAUCAAAAACCCAGAGCUGGUGAAAGGUCCCUGGACUCAUGAUGAGGAUGAGAGGGUCCUUGAGCUGGUUCAGAAGUACGGCGUGAAGCGCUGGUCGCUCAUCGCCAAACACCUGCACACUCGUAACGGGAAGCAGUGCCGCGAGCGGUGGCACAACCACCUGAACCCGACAGUGAAGAAGAGCGGCUGGACCCUGGAGGAGGACCUCACCAUCUGUGAGGCCCACCAGCUGAUGGGGAACCGCUGGGCCGACAUCUCCAAGAUGCUGCCCGGCAGGACAGACAACUCCAUCAAAAACCACUGGAACUCCACCCUGAAGAGGAAGGUGGAGAAGGAGGGAUAUCUUCAGGACAUCCACAACUCCUUUAGCUCCUCCGGGUCCUCCUCCUCACCCAGACCAGCAUCUGGGACCUUGGACCCCUCCAAGCAGGGAGACAGUCUGUCCAGGGGGAAGGACGAGUCCAGCUGCUCCUCAAGCGAUCAGACCAACCACGCCCACCUGUGCCCUGGCUGCGCCCCCAGCUCCUCCUCCGGUUACAGCUCCUCUCUGAGCACGUGCGGGCUGACGCCGUCGGUGGAGCUGAUGGAGGCGAACAAGGGGACCUGGAGCUGUGGCCCACAGGAAGUGACCUCAUGCCUGGACCGACAGGACGCCCACCCGUCAGUCAUGUGUCUGAGCAGGAGUUACGUUGCAGGGAUGAACCCCGAGGAUGGAGGCUCCUUCAUCAGCACCACCUUCUCCCCCUCUGAGCUCCUCAGCCUGUGUGCUGUGGACGACCUCAAGCUGCUGCACCCGACUCUCACCUCCACCCCCGACCGCUCCCUGAAAGCCUCCACCAGCACCGCCCGGGACCAGUGGUAUCUGCACGUCCUCCCUGCCUCCUGUUGUGUUCCACUGGAGACGGCGAGCUCAUCCUCCUGCAAUGUGUCCAGGGCGUCGUCAGAGAGCAGCGGCGCCAUGAAGGCGCUGUGGGCGCCGGCCCCCCAAACGCCGACCGCUCUGAAGACCAGGAGCCCGCAGCAGGUCCAGGGAGAGAGUCUGCCGAGCUCCAUCCUGCAGGUCCAGGGAGAGUCCAGCUCGGACCUUCUGGAUCAGGAGGUCAAUCUCCAGAGUCAGUCCAGCGUGGUCCUGGGCUUUGAGGAGCUGGGCUGCUUCCCCCUGGACGGACAGAUGGACGUGUGGUGGUGUCAGCAGCCGGUUGGUUCCCUUCACUCACCAGAAUGUCCUGCACAUAGACGGCACUUUGAGCUGAGCGAGGAGAUCCAGCUGCUGAUGUUUGGGAAAACAGAAGAUCAGAUGAUUGUGACACAGCAUGCCCGACUCUACAUGGAGCCUUGAUCCUCAUCAUCCUCUUCGUCACCUCAUCAGGUCACCAUCAGAAGCCCCAGCCUCUCCAGCUGGUGAAUCAUGAGCACUUUGAUGUCCAGAUGUUCACUGCACAGAACCUCCAUCAGUUCUACUAAGUGACCCUUUAUUGAUUUAUUUAGCACGUGACAUGAAGUCUGUAUUUUAUACUAAACAUGACAUUUUUAUUGGUUUUACUGCAGAUCAAAUAUUUUUAACGGAACUGUCUUUUUAAACUUUUGUGUGUAAAUAUAUUUAUAGAUUUAUUUGAUGUCUAUUUCUUGAACUGUGAGGUAAACUUACAUAUGUGUACAUAUAUUUAUUAAUUUAUUUGAUGUCUAUUUAUUUCUUGAACUAUGUGAGGUAAACUUACAUAUGUGUACAUAUAUUUAUUGAUUUAUUUGAUUAUUUAUUUCUUGAACUCUGUGAGGUAAACUUACCUUUGUUCAUGACACAAAGACACUUUAUAAUUAAAACUAAAUGUUGCACUUUGGAUCCAAGCUAAAUGUUUAGAAACAAACAAGUUCAGUGAUUCUAUAGAACAUGUAAACAAAUAUUGAUUGCAAUGUAUUAUUUACGCUGGAAUGACAUGUUAUUGUUUGGUCAGAAAUGAGUUGUGAUAAUUAAGGUUUGUGGUGAGGAAUAAA